Spirometra erinaceieuropaei is the source of this 25003-nucleotide messenger RNA. The record is from the annotation of a GenBank genome assembly. NCBI's taxonomy places the organism in Eukaryota, Metazoa, Platyhelminthes, Cestoda, Diphyllobothriidea, Diphyllobothriidae.
AUGUUGAGAGGUUUUUCAUCAAACUUUUUCUUCCCGUUUUCUCAAUCCCUCAUCUUCAACGCUGAAGUCCCAGCAGCCCAGCUUCCAACGGAGAAAAGAGAAAUUACUGAGGAAUAUCUGGAAGAGUGGAUCAAUGCCGGCCAAAAAGCACUUGACGAAGAUGGUGGAGCGCAGGAUGAAAUCGAAGAAUUGGUAACGUACACAUCCAUGUCUUUGUCACCUUUUGCGUUUAUUAAACGAACGAGAACCGGUCCGUGUGCUAUGUCAGUAUCAGCAAACCAUGGUCAUCGCGGCCUGGAAUGCGCUGGCAGUUCCCUGGCAUCUAAUUUCCUGCCGGUGGAUGUGCGUACGCUCCCACUGGGUAUGCAGGUGGUGAGCAUGGCUGCCCAGUCAUCUUCAUGUUCCUGACCCCUGUUGCUGUGUUUUUGUUGUUGGUCAAACACCUGGUCAUUUGCUGUGUGGACCAGGGGGUGUGUAGUGGAGCGCCAAGGUGCAGGUUCGACCCCGCUAUCCACUUGCGUCCCCCCUGAUCUUCUUAACUCUGUCCUGACACCGGGUCCCAGUUCGCGAUGGGAAGAGAGAGAGUGUGGUAGAUGCUGCGCAAGUCUAUCAUCACUUUAAACUAAUUCACGCGCAAUUCGUCGUGCCUGCUCCGCCUUUCAGAUGAGCACACGGGGGACACUGUCGGCAACGACGGUCGAACUGUCGUUUGUUGGACGAGUAGAAGGUUUUCUAGACACCUAAGCACCACCCUGCCAUUGAAAUACCCCAAGCGAGGAGAGUAUAGAUAAGACAACCGAGGAGUUAGUUGACGCACUGCGCUUCGCAUCUGCCCUAGGCGACAAAGGGAAUUUGCACACCAUUUUUGGUUAGAUGAGAGACCUGCCAAGUUCUAAUUCAAGCCGGUCUAUGCUGGUGUAAAUAGUCAGCUGUGGUUCCAUAAGUGGUCGAGCGCCGCCAGAAAGGGAGGAAAUAGCACUCUACGAGACCCGCCUCAUUAGCCAAGCACAUCAUGCAUCGUGAAACUGGCCGGAGAUGGGUAUUACCGCCAUGUUGUAGAUCGCAGUCCCAGGGUUACCAAAUGAAAUUCCCUGAUGCAUACGGAGUCGUGAGUAGGAUGAUAAAAAAGAAGGUACAAAGGAGGCCGAAUCUAAAUGCAAUUGCAUUCGCUCUUAUCUGGCCUGUUCACCGUUCCCUUACCUUGUGCGACGCAGAAUAGUAAAAAAGGUGGCUCCUCCGUCCCUACAGACUGGGCAUACGGAUUUUUGCGAUUUGAAAAAAAUCGAAGAGGACACGAAACGAAACACCCCGAGUAGCACGGGUGGCCUUGUGGUGAAUUAUAGGGCCGGGGGGGGGGGAGACUGGAGGUAAGUUUCGGCUUGGGGCUAGGGUUAGGAUAUGGAAUAGGUACCCCGCAAAUCAGGCUCAAGGACACCUGCAGUUGGGGGAGGGUUAAAUAUUCGCAUUUCCAACUCUGGAACACAUCAGUCUAUGAGAGGUCAGCGCAUCGCGGGACUUUCAUCCCCGUUCUGGGAAGCAUUCUGCUCAAAUUUCUCACUGUGCUGACGCGAAAUCGAAAAGACUGGAUCAUCUGGACCUGCAGAAUCGGCAUACUUUGCAAACUGAAUUGCCCAUUCCAUUUGUUUACAGUCUCGUCUUCUGAUAGUGCGGCUAAACUAAAACGAUUCCUCUCGAAAUAACCAGUUUCUUUUAGAAUAUGGAAAUUUCCCUUAGACGUUACAAAAAAGCUAUACUUUAAAUUUGGCCGUGACCUUGACAUACAGUGGACUUGCUAGCUCACACCACCCGGAAAUCGACCGAAACAUAUUCGCAAACAUUUCCAUUUAUUAAUAAGCGAUUUUAAGCAAAAUGUGGACACAAAAAGGAAAUUAAUAUAACGUUUUUUGUGAGAAGUGCGUUUUUAGAAAAGCAGAGAUGGCGAAAAUGUCCAAAGAGUAAACUCGAGUUUUAUUAACAAAUCAGGCCUGUCCAUACAACUGAUUGAGUAAAUAAAACCGCACAAGUAGAAUAUAAAUAAAAAAUUAGUUUACAAUCAACCAUCGCAGUCAGCCAACAACCAACAUUUUCAACAAAGAUUCGAAAACGGUUUCACGAGAAUUAGCUACACGUUUUUGCGUUUUCACAUUAUUACGGUUGCGCUUAACUAAAGAUAGGAAGAUUCUACAUGAUUUUGCCGACAGACGUUACAAAAAUAAAAGCCUUCCGACAAAGACAAGGGAGACUGGAAUGGCCGUUUCUGGCUUCUUAGCCGUCGUCAGCCAGUCAUACCCAACCCCGAAGUGUGGAACACCCGAGGCUCGAACUCGCGGCCUGUUGGUUAGAAGUCCAACGCCGUAAAACGGUCGGUGAGCGCCCCUCUACCAUUGUAUAUUCCCGAUCGCAACCGACAAGACAACGGGCCUGUGGCUCAGCGGUUAGAGACGUUGGAUUUCUAACUUACAGGUCGCGGGAUCGAGCCUCAGGUGUUCCACACCUCGGGAUUGGGAGUGACUGGCUGAAGACGGCUAAUAAGCCUGAAAUGGCCAUUCCGGUCUCACUUGUCUUUGUCGGUAAUAACAUUCUGCCUAUAUCCUGAGCCGUUGUGCGGCUGGUGGUUGGGCUCGAGAGAGAGAGCCCGUAAGGCACAGCGGAACGAGUGAGUUCCGUAAAAACGAUUGGCGAGCGUCCGUCUACCAUUAUAAAAGCUUUCAUAAGAUCACAUGUUGGGGGGCCGGCCAGUGAAUAGUAAAUUCGAGUAGAAUUAGCGCACGCAAUCAUAAUGUUACAAUAUUUUGUGCAGCAAGGGGAUUUUUCUUCCGGAAAAUUGCCGUUAUGUUCUUAGUCACGAUGGAUUCCGCUGAGCUUCAGAGCACCCUUGAGAUAUCGAUGAAGGCCUUGCGAACUUUCAGUGUCCCAAGUCGACUGCCCUAAAAAAUAGGUUCUGUGCCAUGGGCCUAUCAAACCUAGCAACGCCAGACAAUCCUGUUGCAGCCUGAACGACAGUUUUCAAGAAAUUGUUAAAUCGACAGGGCAGGUCUAGAAGAAAUGUCUGUUUAAGCUAAUUAACCUGAUGCGUUUAAAACAGCAUUUUAUUUUACGCAGAUAAAUCCAGAAACCGGUCGGAUCUUAUUUCGCAGCCGUACUUGCAGAAGACGCGCCACAGCCUAGCCCUAACCCCAACCCGUAACCUCUAAUCCAAACCCCUAACAGGUACGGCCACAAAAAAAGAUCUUGCCCAAAAACCGUUUGGCCUAUUCACACAAAGCGAAAACAAGGAGGACAACUUUGUACACCGAAAAUCCUACUAGAAAUUCAAUUCUUUAACAAUUAGAAAAACUGAAACUUUGUCAGGGUGGUUUAAACGAACAGAGCUCGGGACGCAUCUCAUGCUCCAAUUUUUGUUACCUUUCUGGGCUUUCUUGUAGAACAUGGGGUGCUUAAAUGCAGGGGACUUAGAACCUUUCUCAAAUGCACUUGUAGACAUAUCUGAUGGGCUUUUAUUUCCGGUGGUUUCAGGCAUCUAUCUGCAACAGCGAGGCUGUCAGGGAGGAACUGAUGGAUCCGGACCUAAUGGACAGCGUGUCAGUGCGCGAACAGCAAAUUUCCACGGCAUCGUUGAAAACGCAGUUUGAGAAGAUCAAGGAACUCGUGAAAAAGGAGCCAACGGAGGUUUGAUCUUGGCUUUAGAAAAAUUUCAGUCUUAACUUUAUAAAUGAACAGCAAAUUGUUAGGGAAACCUGUAGUUAAAGUUUCCUCCAGGCGGCUCUACGUUCAGAACGGUUCGGUAAUGUUCGCAUUUACCAGGAUAUAAAUAUUGUGUCGAUUUCAUGAUGCACAGCUCGUCUACAGAAACUCAAACGUAAUUACACGACCUCUGGCAGUGUUGCAGUGAUCAAAUGUAGCAUUACAGUAGUGUCUGAGGGUAUGGAAAAAACCAGGGCGAAAUUGAUCUUUGUUCAACCAGAAUUAGGACUCCCUAUCAGGCUUAAGCUUUCCAAGUCCUUUGAAAUUACUGUGGGGUCUUCGCACCUGCCAAGACUGCAAUACGACUAGUAUUAAACUUUUACUCCAUUACUAGCCAUGAGUACAAGCCUCUGUCUCACCAACUCCCUGCGUUUUCCUCGUGCUUCUGCAAGGGGGUUGAAUCACCAACAGUGCUGAAGCCUUCACUAGGUGGCUUUCAGAAGCAUCUCCUCCGUUGUCAAACAUGCUUUCACCAACUCGACAGCAAUUACUGAGCAAGCAUGAUGUAAAAGAUGGGCAGUUCGACUUCGUCAAUCAUUUCCUGCACACCAAUCGACAGUGGUCUAGGCUACACCUUUUCGGUGAAGAGCAGGGUUGUAAAAAUAGUGUAUAAGGUCGACGUGUCGUAAGUCCGCAUCACUUUUAGCAAACUCACGCGCCAAUCACGGGCCCCAUUGCCUUCAACAGCCAAUCUAUCGCGCGUCAUCACUAAACUACAAAAAAUGAGCAUCAGGGCCCGCCUCCAGUCGUCUUAAAUCCGUCCUGCCGUUGCGACCAGGUGCUUGUGACAGGAGAGAGUGUGGAAGACGCUGCGCAAGUCGCCGUUACGGGUCCACCAUGCUGUGGGGCACACGGCGAGCAUUGUUCAAUGCGGGGAUCGAACCGUAGUACAAAAAAGAACUGUGAAUCCUGGGUACGCGGGGUUGCGACGUAACUAAGGCCCCUGUCCUUGCAGUCUGCGUCUGAAUUGACUAAAACUAUCUAGUCUGCCUUUAAAUCAAGAAAUACUUAAAAAGGUAACCACAAUACCGAUGACCCCGAAGCGCAAUAUCGAGUUAAUUCACACACCACGGAACGCUGGCUGUACAGUGAGUAUAUUUCCUUCCACCUUCAACGAUCGCACUCGGAAGUAGGAGCUCAUAAGUAGGGCUUAUUUCUUUAUCAGUUUUCAAGGAACGUGUAAGGUGAAUUAUCUUCCUUUGAGUUUAAAUAUUACAGAUAUUUUGCAAUAGAUAAUGCUCUCUUUGAGCAUUGUACUGAGAAGAAUAAACAAAUUAUUCGAAGACUUCUGGAGAACCAAGGGUUAACAAAUGUAUGGUACGAAAUUUAUGGAUGAGCUAAGCCGAGCGAUAGUGAACAUCAACCAUCCGGAGGCAUCUUAUGACUGGUAGGAGUAAUUUUUUUUGAAAACGUCCAAGACAACUCGUAUAUUUUGAAACAAAACCUUUGUUUUAAAGUGGGUUUGGUGGAUUAUAAGCACUGUAUUCUAUGCAGGUCCUCUAGGUCAAGUUGAGAUACCUUCACGUCUCCAUAAAACGGUUUAUUUGUAUCCACCAUUUAUUGCACCAAUUUGUGGGCUUCUUCAGCAAAAUUAGCCAACUAGGAGACGACAAGCCAACCUGUUCAUUUCGCCAGUGUCUGAAAAUUGUUCACUAAAACAAACUAAUUGAAAAAUGAUGCGACCUUUCCGUAAAGUACAAACGGCGAACGAGACGUCGUCCGCUAUCACAGUAGAUGUUCAUGAAACGUUUUUUCUUGUACUCGGUUUGUAGUUGCUGACGUCCUCUUAAAAUUUCUACCGAAAAAAGGCAGUUUUGGUUUAAAAAGUUUUCCAGUCAGUGAGCAGUUUUAAGCUCUAUCGGUCGCUGCAGUACGUUUAGGAUUUUCAAACUAUAAGAUGUUCAUUUUUCUUUUAAAAUUAUAAUGAAUUCUUCUACGUCACUAAGAAGAUAUAGCCUUAUGACUUACAAGAUUUUGCAAUUUGUAUGGGCUAUGUUACACAAUUUGACUGAUGUGAUGCUGUGUGAAUGGACAUUUCGGGCCUUGAAAACUCUUAUUAUUACAAACUCCUUUAAGUCGAAAUGCACUGCAUCUUCGAGGAGGGAAGCUGCAGAAGAUGAAAUUAUCCACAAGACUAGUACAAGAAAGGAUUAGUUUUUGCGCGUUCACUAAAAAUACGCUUCAAGUAAUGAAUGCGCCGAAAAUCAAGGGACAACACCGUACUACUUAAGAAGUCAUUUUCAACGACUGCGGUUUUGCAGGCGAUCGAAAAACGCGCAUUCAAAGUUUGCAUCCUGAUGCAACACAAAUAUCGCUGAAUGGUGUUGCAUGAUAAUCAAUACUGCAACUCUUUUGAGCCGAUGCCACAUUUCGGAGUUUUGGUCAGCAUUUUAUGAAACACCUAUACUACUGUCACGAGCAAGGAUCGAUUAUGUUGUCCUGGUCCCAAGUGUAAGUGCAAUGUGGCCAUUGCAAGUGAGGUAAGCCGAAGGGUAUGCUGAAAUCGUUAGAAGGGAAAGUAGCCGAGGCUGAAACGGAAAAGGCUACCUGAUGUAUGACUAAUAUGCCGCGCGAUUUAAGGAAGCCUGGAAUCCCCACAAAAUACCUGGCUGAGAGGACACGCGAGGCAGCAAUACUGCAAACCUAACGGUAAACCUAACCGUAACCUCAAAAGUAAACCCAAUCCUUAACGUAAUUAUAAACCUAACGACAACACUAAACUUAAAACUAACCCUAACCCUAAACCCAUCACAAACCCUAGACCUAACCCUGACCCAAAUCCUAACCCUCGCCUUAAUCCCAACCCUAAUCCUAACCUUAACCAUAACCCUAACUUUACCCGUGACCCUAUCCUAACCCCAAAACUAACCCUAACCCCAACCUUAACACGAAACGCAAACCCAAACCGCAAUCCAAACCUUAACUCUGGCCUGAAUCCUUAGCGUAAAUAUAAACUUAAAUCUAACCUUUAGCCUAACACCAAACCUAACCCUAAACCUACCAUCAACCCUAGCCCUAACCCCAAGCUUAUCUCUAACCCUGAACCAAAACCUAACACUAACCUUAACCACAACCCUAGCUCAACCUUAACCGCAACCCUAAACGUAACCCGACUCCAACUGUAACACCAACCCUUACCCCAAGAACUAGCAUUAAACGUAAACCUAGACCGCAAUCCAAACCCUAACUCCAACCGCAGUUCUUAAACUUAACACAAACCCCAACCCUAAACCGAAUUCUCGGCCUGAACCUAACCCUAAAACUAACCCUUAUUCUAAACCGAAGCAUAAGAUUACACUUUCGCGUUUUAGCUUUAGCUACUUUCACACUAACGAUUUCAGCAUCCUUCGUCGGCUUACUUUACUCGCAAUGCCCGCCUUGCGCUCACAUUUGGGACAAAGACAGCGUAACCGACCCCUACCCAGUUACGUAAGUACACGAAGAUGGCGGUAUAUAGUAAAAAGCGAAGAUUGGGGGUGGAAUAGGUAAGCCCAGGUUCACACUGUGCCACUUUCAACAAUCUUCUUUAUAUCAGGAACAACCCAAGGUUCCACCGCCUGAGUCAGGAGAUGAAUCAGAGGAGGCAGUACCGGAGGCAGAACGACCCUUCCUCAUACGGCGGAUCGAAGGCUGGCAGUACAUCAACCGGAUACCGGGAGAGCGUUUUCUCUACGGCGAGAUAGAAAUUGGACUGAUGUACUCCCCAGAGCGGAUGAAGUUAACCAUAGAGGUAGGUUGCAAUGACGAUGCAUUUUACUAGGCAGGCAGGCAUACAUGCAUACGAUUACGUUCCUUCCUGCUUAGGCUCGUAGAAUCCAACAGAGGUUCUGCUGCAGACGUAUUUGUAGAGCACUUGAUGGCUGUCUCAAUUCAGUUUUCAGCUGUGGGUAUGACAUGAUAAACAAAUGGAUAAACCGUCCGAUGUUUGGGUUGAAGAGGUGCUGUUCCAUAUGAAGUUACCUAUUUGGUCAGAACGCACCUAUCAGCGGGUCGAACGUUUCUCUAUUUCUGAGUCUAUUCCACACUGUUCCCUUUCAGUGGGAUUUUGUUAGCCAGUUACCCUGAAGGGGUCAGUUCAGUCUGGUUGUGAAGGCAGAUUCCCCCCGAAGGAAAGACAAAAAACUGACAGAUCCGCGUAUCUUUUUCCAUCAUGAACUAUCGCUCGAAGUCCCUGAAUAUGUUUCCUAUCACUUGCUGUCCUUUCAUGGGGUUUCAGGGUUAUAUAGCGUGAACCAGCAACGAUUCACACUAAUACUCGAUGUCCAGUCUUUCUAACGACAAAGUGAGAAGGCACUAUAUGUUUACUGUUAUACUUUUUCUGGAAAUGUUCCUAAAAUGCUCAGUUCUUGUGGCCGUUUUGUAAGAAUCCGCAUAUUCUUGACGUUAGCACUUAAAAGCAUAGAGCACUGAGGUAAUUAGAGGGCUCUGUAAUCUGCUGAAUUUUGAAAUACGUCUGCGUUUUUAAAUUACCUUGCACGCGUGAUUCCUGGUGGGCAGUUCGAAUUUUCUUCUCCAUAUUCCAAGAAGAAGGAUCUCCUGACAUUCAAAUGACACGUUCAGUAAGGAAUUUUCCUAGUACUACAAAUAUUUAACCACAUACAUACUCGGAAAGCUGGCAUAUUUAAUCUCUAAACUACAACUGGUUGAUCGACAACUAUUCCAGUCCCAGGGAUUCCCAGAAAAGUGCUUCACCGCAGUCCCAAAACAGAGGUUGGAUAAAUAUUAAAUCUCGUAAACCCACCAUUAGAGCCAACGUCUAUACGUCUGUGAAUAGGGUCAGCCUUGGGUGAGGUUUGGUCCUGCAGCCCCACUUGAAUAAUAUCAUAUGGUUAGCUUUCUAAAAAAAUUCUGGUAGAUGCGAAUACGCCGACUUUACAAACAUCACGUAUUUGCAUCUUCCUUACCAUGUCAAUCUAGCGACUGACUGUGCCACGGGAGGAGUAGUGCUAAUACGCCAGCCUCGGCAACUACAGUUAUCAGUUCACACACGCUUCCCUCCGCGUCGUUCGAGCCCCGCUUGCGUUCUCUUCAAGAUCCUAAUCCAACAAGCGGCCAAGUAGACUUUUUGAUGGAAUUGUUUCGACGGUGUGGAAUUCCGUCGGUUCCACUACAGUGGCCAUGCACUGCGAAUUACCAGGCGGUACCGUCAGCGGCCUCCCAAUUGUGAUUGCGUCCCCCCAUAUCUUUUUAAUCCAGCGGGUGGCUGUGUCGUGGAGGGGGGAGUGUGUACACGCCACCUCCACUCGCUUCCCUGCGCACGCUUCGAGCUCUGCUUGCACUCUCUUCCCCCCUCCUAAUCCAGCGAGUGGCUAAGUUAGGUACGGUAAGCAAAACUGUUUUAGUAAACCCCAACCAUGCGGUAUCAGUCAAGUAAGGCUGCAGAACCAAACCUCGCCCAGCCAUGCUUUCCGACUCGAGGCGUAAACUUCUGAACUCGCGACCAGCCCUCUCUCUAUCACAAGCCCCACCUCAAUAAGUAAAUAAAUAAUUUUUAUUAAAGACCAGUCGGAGUCCCAUCAAAGUUGCAGAGUUGGGGUGCGAAACAAAGAUAAGGACUAGCAUGGCAUGGAGUUUGAGGACCACUGUGGUCUUUCUUGCCUUAGUGAUUGCGAUUACUUUUGUAACUUAUACUGCCAGUGGAAAAUCUACGACUAGAUUUACCCAUAGUCAACGACUGAGACUCGCAUUGGAGUAGGAAGAUCAAAAUAAACCUCCAAACGCCAUUUCCCACACCAAAGGACUAAUAACCGGUUAUGGCGGUUAGUUUUUCGGCUGUAUACUGGCCGGAUCAGCCCUGCCACUUUGGCCGGUCAAAUCUAAGGAAAAAUACCGAUUUUCCAUAAAGUUUCCAAUGAGGGGAAGCAAGAAAAGCUGUCUAUAUGCACUUUUGUCUUAAGAAAUUCAUAAUAGAUUGCCAACGCGCCAAGUACGCAGAUUAACUCGAGAUCAGUCUCCAGUGGAGCAGACAGCAACUCCACUCAGGUAAGUUUUUACAUUUGGCAGUACAUUUAGCGAUUUCAUUUCAGGACUGAAUAUUUUGGAUGCAUUGUGUGCCUCUACAUAUGAACACCUUUCGAUGGACAAAAACCGGUCAUUUCUUCAUCGCAUUGGAAGGAAAUUAGUCAAUAGACAACUGCGCGAAAUAAGUCUUCUGGCAGUGUCGGUCUGGUUCCAUUGCUCUUUAUCAUAAGACGUGUUCCAAAACACGUUCCCCGUGAUAAGAUCCUUCUUUGGUCCUUGAAAAACACGACAUGCACCUUCAAUUACUUUUAAAAAAUACAGUAGGUGGGCUAACUCAUGAAAUUUCAACCGAAAUUCCGAAAUGCGUUUUCGUUUCGAAAAGAUUCAUUAAGUCGGAUUGUAAAACCAAUCAUCGUGCAACAUAAUUCUAUAACAAUUCAGUUACCUCAGGGUGCCGGCUUUCGAAAGAACUUCCUUCCGGCUGCAUGCAAAAACCAUACUCUGUAAAAAAUAACUACAUAAGUAGCAUGUAUUCUUCUCAUUGAUUUUCGAUGCCCCUAAAUGGCCAAUUAUAUUUCAUGGAAAACAUAAGUAAAAAUAUUCAUUUUUUGCUCAUUCGGUAUAAAAUUACGUCUUCUUCCAAGUUAAUACUUGAAGAAUGGGUAAUAUUCGGUUUUCAAAAGUUUCUAAUUGUGAGACUUUUUAAUACCGUGAAAUGGCCGUUCAUAAAACGUCAUGUCUCUGCAUUUACCAAUGUGGCUAGUAAAGUUAACGGUAUGGAUCGAAUCCAAUGCUAAAUUUUAUGAACUCCUUAUGGCCUCCUCUUAAUAUCGUAGAAAAACAUAUGGUUUUCCGUAUACGGAAAAUAUACGGCUUGUUGAUCGGAAAACCUGAAUGCAAGUGUAACGGCAGGUCGGGUUCAAAAUUAUUUGGGAAUUGGAAAAGUUUCUGAAGACCGAAUAUUACCUUUCCUUCGAGUAUAAAAUUGAAAAAAGACGUACUUUUCUACCGAAUAAGCGAAAGAAUGAAUAUUUUUAUUCAUGUUUUCCAUGAAAUAUAAUUGGCCAUUUAGGGGCAUCGAAAAUCAACGAGAAGAAUACAUGCUACUUAUGUAGUUAUUUUUUACAGAGUAUGGUUUUUGCAUGCAGCCGGAAGGAAUUUCUUUCGAAAGUCGGCAUACUGAGGUAACUGAACUAUUAUAGAAUUAUUUUGCAUGCUGAUUGAUUUUACAACCCUACUUAAUUAAUCUUUUCGAAACAAAAACACAUUUCGGAAUUCCGGUUGACAUUUCAUGAGUUAGUCCAUCUACCGUAUGCCAACACAGAGUUCAUCCAUCCUACGUAUUUUCCUCUUUUAGAUUUGCAAGGGUAUUGACAUUGCCAAUGAACAGGGCGAAACCCUGACCAUCUGGGGUGUACUUCUAAAGAAGAGACGGAUCUACAAGAAGUUCCAGUCAAAUGUCAGUGAUUUAGCCAAUCGGUUCGGUGUUGUUGGGGAAUUCAAAGAGAAGCACGGCAAGGCACGUUUCACAACGGUACGCCAGGACACACAUAAUCCAGUUUGGGAUGAGAAGUUUGAGUUCGAUCUCCCUCCCAACGAUAUGGCCAGCGUCUAUGUGGACCUUGAGAUUCAUGAACAAAGUAAAAAGCUUUGCACUUUCCGUUUCUGUCGUAACACUGCCUACAGAGCCAGCCGACACUGGAAACUAAUGAUGGAACGACCCAAUACAUUUGUUUUUAUGAACUACAAAAUCCAGUAACUGCGUCCCGUAAACGAAGGUCGGGUUCUCGUUUAUAUGAACAUCAGACUCAUUGAAAAAUAACGACUACUUUAAAAAUCUGGCCCAAUAAAAUGACCUUAUUUUUCUUCUCCUUGUCUUCCUGGUUGGUAUGGGCGGGAGGAAACUUGAACCUGGGGGGGGGGAGAGGGGGAAUAAACUUAUUUUGCGGGUUCUUAUCUCAACCGUUUGUGAUGAGUGAAAUAUGACAUUUACCGAAACACUUUCUUUUAAGAUCUCUACGACAUCCGGAUUUGGCCAACUAGAAAUUUAUAUUACAAUUCUGAAAUAACUCCCAGAAUGAUACCAGCUAACUUCAGCAGUGAUGAAGCCAUGAGUAUGUCAAUGGUAUCAAGUGCGUUGAUAUGAACAGAGACUUAUCAAACGGAAGAAACAGUCGUCUAGGGGAAUCCUAUCUCGUUUCGUGAUAUAUUGGGGCCAGAACCUCCAGUUCACUCUUGCCAAAGUGAAAAGUGGAUGAGAACGACAGCUAGUAAUUAGUUCUUCCUUGACAUUUAUUAUCAACAUAUCUUGCGACUGGGGAUGAUUCUGAUCUUAAAUUGCUCACUGGUGGGUCGAGAUUAAUUCGAGAAGAUUCUCAACCUGCGGUCAUGUUCAUUGGACCACUUAUGCAGGGCAGUUUGCCCUCCGAAAAUACUAUUCAACACUAAAAUUAACCCUAGGAAUAGACCCAAGGACUCUUUUUGCCUCUCUCAGAGUCUGUGCAUCUUUUGGCCUGAGUAUAUUUUUUGACAGUUAGCAGGCUUUUCUGAUUGAUGUCGCGUUUACAUGUGCAACUAAAUCGGAUAAAUUCGAAGGUGCGUAUCCCGGGCAUAGAAAUAUAAGGAGACUGGACGAUCUUUUGGAAAAAAUUCUGUCCGAGUGAUGCGCCACACAAAACAUCUCCGGAAAUGAAUGGCAGGGGAAAAUGUCACUCUUAAAUAAGUCGUAAUUGCUGAUUUCUGAUUGGCAUGGGAAACGAUAACGAGUAGAUCGCUACACUUAGACGGCACACUUUAAUGUGGCGUCAAAGUAUCUUACUUAAAGGAUCAAUGCGCAUGAAUGAGGAGUCGCGAGUCUUUCUUUUAACGCCUUCGAUUGUUCUGUCGAUGGACAAGAGUUAGCAAAUGUUGUCCCCCAAAUAUUUGGGCCGGUAACCUAUAACCGUAUUUAAAUGCAAGUUUAAGAGUGUCAGUUUAGCUUUUUAUAUGUCCCCCUAUAUCAGCACGGUUGGAUAAUUAAGAAUCCACCGCAGUACGAUAAGGGAACCGAAAACCCGACAAUUAGUCCUUCCUUAUCUACACUGCAACCGCACGUCCAGUCACGGCGUGGGCCUAUUCGGUCGCAUGGGCAUACGCGACAACAAUAGCUGAAAUACCGCACAACACUCAUGCUUAUGCUGUUACCAUACAUAUGCAGGCACUGUGUAGACCUUUUCAGACAUCUGCACACAUUAAAGGCGUCUAUCGGAUCGGGCUCUGAUUGUGAAGCCUGCAGACGUCGACACCGACGAGUGAGCUGUCAUGUGUGCGCGUCACGCGCGCGCGCGAAAGUCGAAGGUCUGAUGCCAUGAGCUAGUCAGCGCCUUCACCGGUUAGUCGACUAGGCCCCGACAGGCCAAUGGCACACUUGGGGGGGGAGGGAAGAGAUACAGUGAGUGACCGAUCUCAUGAAAUCUUGGCUGAGAUUCUGAAAUGCGUCCUUGAUUAGGAAGGAUUACCUAGGCGCGGUUAUAAUACUGAUUAUCUUGUGGCAUAAUCUUAUAAUAUUUCGGACUCGGUAGGAUGUCAGCUUUAAAAUACACGCACUCGGUAAAAAAUGACUACUUAAGUGGCACACAUUUUUCCCAUUGAUUUUCGAUGGCCCUGCGAAUUCAAAUAUAUGUUAUAGGAACCAUGAACAAAAAUGUGCUUUCUCCUAGUCGUUUGAUAGAGAAUUACGACUUCUCAAUAUCUUCUACUCGACGAAGGUGUAUAAUUAGGUUUUAAAGAAGUUUCUAAUUAUGAGAUUUUUUGAGACCGUGCGAUUUCCAUCCAUACAGCAUCGUACCUGUCCGUUUAGCGAUGCUCCUCAUGAAAUGUACAACACAAUCCGCAUCCAUUGAAAAAUGUAAUGGACUCUGUAUGAUAUCUUUAUAAAGGCUUAAAAAAAUAUGUUAUUUUUUUACGCGGAACGCAUACACCUUGUAGACUGAAAUCGAUAAGCACUACUGCAACAAAUGAUCAGGCCCCAAAUUAUUUGGCAAUUAGAAAACUAUUUCAAAGCCUAAUUAUACUCCUUACUUUAGUAUAAAAUAUAGAGAAGACGUGAUUCUCUGUUGAUUGACUAGAGGAAAAAAAUAUUUUUUAUGGUUUCUAUAUAAUAUAUUUGAAUUUCCAAGACCAUCGAAAAUCAAUGGGAAAAUUGCUUGCUACUUAAAUAGUCAUUUUGUAUCGAGUGCGGUCUUUACAGGAGAUUAAGAAGAAGUGUAUUUUAAAGAUGACAUCCUGCCGAGUCCGAAAUAGUAUAGGAUUAUGCCGCAAGUUAAUCAUUAUUACAACCGCCCCCAAGUAAUCUCUCUUAAUCGAAAAGGCAUUUCAAAAGUUCAGCCAAGAUUUCAUGAGAUCGGUCACUCACUGUAGUGAAGUCGAUCCCGGCCAGUCCGUCACUUCGGCGCGAAAGAUCGUGACACGGAAAGCUGUAGGCCGACGGGCAACUCGUUUCCCUUGGGCCGAAAGUUAUAUAUAAAUGCUACCAACAGGUGAAAGAAUACCAAUGGGCUCUUCAAUAUCAGGACUACUCGCCGAACUAGUAUUAUACCGACUAGAAGAGGAUGUUUUUCAAACUCUCAAGCCCAAAAUGUAGCUUCGUUAGGUCAAUGACACCUCUAUCGUAGUAAAGAACUGCAAAAUCGAAUGGCAGCAUCAGAGGCUGAAUGAUGUCCUUCCAGCCAUGCAAUUUACCCGUAGGCAGUAGAAGACAGCCUACGUUUUUGGUCGAGAGAAUACAAAGGUUCGUCGAUGGUGGUCUCGCAACAAGCGUCCACAGAAAAAAGAUUCGAUUCUGAGAUUAUCCUCAAUUAUGGGAGCAGUCACCCUGCGACUCAAAAAAGAAGCUACAUCCGAACUCAUUUCCGCCGGAUCUAUCACUAUUGCAGCAAUGACGAUCUCCUGAAGAAAGAUCCAACUUAUCUGUAUUGGUUGUUUUGAUCUAACGGAUAUCCGAUCAGUUUUGUAAAGAACUGCCUCAGGCGUCAGACGCAACGCUGAGGCUUCUCCUCAAAUGGAGAAAUCGUGACGCAGAAAUUCUUUUCACUGCCCGAAGUGUGGAACACCUGGGACUCGAUCUCGCGACCUGUUAGCUAGAAAUUCAACACCCCUAAUCACUGAGCCACGGGCUCAUUGUUCUGUCGUUGCAAUCGGAAAUGUACAGUAGUAGGGGGGUGCUCACCGAUCGUUUUACUUAGCCCACUCAUUUAAAUCCUAAAUCGAGUAGGACUUCGAAAAAAAGCGAAACAUGAAAACUACCAGAGAGAGAGGGGGAGAGAGAGGAAUGCGUUGUAUGGUUACGUCGACUAAGAAGAUCAAAUGAAAACCGGCAGCUGAAGAGAACACUCGUAGGACUCGUUUUUAAGUUAGCAUAAAUUUUUUAAGUAAAGCAGGCAAAAUGACAGGAGAACAACGAAGAAUGAGAGGCAUAUAUGAGGUAAGAUUGCAAACAUUAGUUAAAGAGGGUGUCAAUACGAAACGAAAGUGAAAGAUUUGAUGACAAAGUAACACCAAGGUACCUGAAAGAAGAUAACUCGUUGGGAGGGGUGUCCAAGGAUUCAGAACUAGGAGGGGGGUCACAUUUGGAAAGUACAUUGGACUGAUUUCUGAUUAUUCAGUAGGAGAACAAUCCCCAACGACCAUGAUAAGACGUGGUCGAGGCCAAACUUUAGAGACUGGAGAUGUGUCUGAUUUUUGAGAGGCUGGCCAACAACGACAUCAUCAACAUACUUAACAAACAGGCAAAAGUUUGAGGAUCUCAGAUCAUCAGUGUGUAGGAAGAAGAGGUGAGAAGACAAAAUAUUGCCUUGGAUAACUCUACAAUCAUUGGAAAUGACCGUAGAUUUCCGCUUGCCGGUUUGGACAAACUGAGUGCGGGAAGAAAUGCAAUCGCCGAGCCGAGACAACCUGGCCUGCAGAGAGCCGCACGCGGAUGUUUUGGUAAGGAGUGGAGAACGCGGAACAGUAUUAAAGGCGGAGGAGUAGUCGAGAAAAGCUCAUGCGUACGCACGGCAACAUUUAUCUAGAUUUCUCAAUACUGACUGGACCACAAGAGUAACAGCCUCUAGGGCGCUACACUUGGCCUAAUAUGCAACUUGUAAAGGAUCGGAAAAAUUGGAAGCGGAUGGCUUUAUAAUAUCCAAGACAAUUCGUUUAGCAAGCUUCAGAAUUGCGGAAGAGCUAGCAAGUGGACGAAAAGAUUUCGGAGCAAACUAGUGGAUAUUUUAGGGAGAGAAGCGAUUCGUACUGUGCGCCCAACGUCAGGAAUCUUGGGCUCCGAGAAGGACAUGUUAAGAAGGUGUGUCAAGACAGAGGCCGCCUGAGAACAGCAGGAUUUAAGGAUAAAAGGCGAGACGCUACCCGGCCCGUCAGUUGCUGGCCCAUGGACCAUUCUAAGGUGUUCAUCUUUUGUUGCCACAUAUACAGGUGAGUACGCACAAGGUAUUAGAGAAGUGUCGUUUGAAGGAAGGCACAAAUAGUCAUGAGAAAUGGUAAAAAACUCGCCUCAAGAGUCUAAAUCAGCAUUAACAAGUGUUAGUUUGAUGAAAUGGCUAACGAGGGGCAUAUGAAUCCUCCAAAUUUUGCCAUAUCAUGCUGGUCACGGUAAAUUAUUAAAAUCCUGGCCGCAUCACCUCGUUCAAACACGCUGCACAGGAGAAGGGAAGAGAAACUCAGGUCGAGCCAGUUCCUGAGUGCGACACUGCACACAAAUAAAGUAUCCCGAGAUGCUAACAAUCAGAUUUUUUUCAGGAAGCUCGCCAAAUGACGGAACAACUCCGUCCUACCCAGAAAUGACAGCCAGACUCAAAUGACUCCAACUCAAUGCCGCACUCAUGCCGGUCCCAUUCACGCCAGACCCGAGUCAGCCUUCCAAAAUCAAACGCAGUGCGUUUGCAAUUACUGACCAGGUCGCGUUUGGCAGGCAUUGACUGAUAGUUUAGUUUUGUCGGACACUGCAUUCCCGCAGACCUCCAAUCGUCUUGGCAUUGUCUGGUCGCCGGAAAGCCCUGGGUUUGGAAACAUUCAGUGCGAAGUAGACGCAGUACAACCUCCCUUCACCACUACCAGAUGCACGCGUAGGUCAAACUGUGUCCAACUCGCGCCGCGAGGUCGGACCCCCCACUCCCCGCCCGCGACAAUUGCUUGUCCACAUCAGCCAAUAAACGUCCAGAUAUGAAACUUUGUCCUCGACAGCCUCAACAGGGAGUUCUGCUUCCGAACAUAACAGGCAGGGACACUAAAACCGCCUGUGCUAGGUACACUCUCCAAAAUACCUGCAUCCUACCGAUAACACUUAACUGGAACUCCUUAAAUUUCUACAUGAUGAGCCCUAGAUUGGGUUUCAAAGUGAAGCGUGACGCUCAUUGUGCGAGAUACACUCAUAAAUAUAGUAUGCAUCAGUGAUCAUAAUAAAUAAACUGAUUUUCAGGCUUUUUCUCCAAAAGUAAAGGCAUUUGGUAAUUAGGAGGGGAAAACAGAAAUACGCGCAAUACCACAUCACGCGGGUUAGUAUGACAGUGACAUGGAGAAGUUUCACAGGCACCAUCUACAUAUGCAUUCUUUACUCCCUCAUUUUACAUGAUAAUUUGCAGUUUUUAUUUUGAUUAGAUAUGCCUUGCGAAGAUUUCAUCUGCUCUUCCCGUUUCGUAGGAACUUUGACCAGCUUAAAACUUCGUGUUCCAGAGACUCCCAUAUUUGUGCAUUUUAGCAGUGAUAACACGCAUCGAGAGUUCGACAACAUCUGACCCUCUGCUGACAAUGUUCGUUCACUACAAGGCAGACACACGGGCUGUACUCCUGUCACGCAGACCGGACAUGUAACCUUCAGACGGCUGCAGUCGCGACAAGUCUGCGAAUCGGACACUCCGUCCCGUGACACCGACACGCCGCUCCUAUGGCCGGUCACUUCAAGGUCACCUGAUAAACCCAAACUUCGUGCUUCCGCCUUGACUACAAAUAGCAGUCUUAGCGGUUGUCUUCCACUAUUACUCUCAGUCCGUCCGCGCUGGCACGGACGGAGAAUCCAGUCACACAUCAAGGGAUAGUGGGCCCAGCAAACUGGCUAUCAAAUCAGUAGCAAUUUCACGUUAGUCAAAUGAUUUCAACCCGUGUGUAAAACCGCGACGUCACGCAUCUGCUGGAUUGCAGAUGAUGCAGAGAUUUUGGUGGGUAUACAGCAAGCCAUGUGUAGACAGCAUCGAGCGCCUGGUGUAGCCAGUGGUCGCAAAUCAGGACUUGUUUCAACUUGCCUUUCAUAUGGUCUCCAGUUCAGACCCACCGUCGAGGAUAGCCCUCCGCUCAUUGAGUGUGAGGCUGAACCACGUCUGUCAGCCUAUUUAACUAAGCGUGUUUGAAAUGUGUUAAUGUUUGAGUUCGGGCCGGAAUACUUACUCGGAAGGCUGUUUUUUGGGUCAACAGAGUUGGCGUAUUCAAGGAGGUGUUUGGUGUUAGCAGAACGGGAGAUUUUGUUUGCCGAAUUUAAGAGUCAAGCGAUUUAGUUGCCAACUAAUUUGAGUUCGUGCAUUGUACUUGCAUCCACAGGUGCAUGUCAAUUUGUAAACACAAACCAAGGCGGUGCGCAAUGGCAAGAGGACCGUUGAUGGAUCAAAAUGUACCUUCGAUUCAGAGUUGCUCUUUACUAGUGUAACAAGACCAUUCGCAGAUGCACCUACCCUCUCAAGGCGGCAAGUAGCUCAGGGUGACAUGAGAGGGAACUGACGACGGCAGGGUUGAUGGACGUCCUGCUAGCACUAAACACCUCCUCGAAUACGCCAACUCUGUUGACCCAAAAAACAGCCUUCCGAGUAAGUAUUGGGGCGCGGACUCGAACGUUAGCACAUCAAACACGCUUAGUUAAAUAGACUGACAGACGUGGUUCAGCCUCACACUCAAUGAGCGGAGGGUCAUCCUCGACGGCGGGUCUGAGCUGGAGAUCAGAUGAAAGGCAAGUUGAAACAAGUUCUGAUUUGCGACCACUGGCUACAUCAAGUGCUCGAUGCUGUCUACACAUGACUUGCUGUAUACCCACCAAAAUCUCUGCAUCAUCUGCAAUCCAGCAGAUGCGUGACGUCGCGGUUUUACACACGGGUUGAAAUCACUUGACUAACGUGAAAUUGCUACUGAUUUGAUAGCCAGUUUGCUGCGCGCACUAUCCAGUGAUGUGUGACUGGAUUCUCCGUCCGUACCAGCGCGGACGGGCUGAGAGUAAUAGUGGAAGACAACCGCCAGGACUGCUAUUUGUAGUCAAGGCGGAAACACGAAGUUCGGGUUUUUCAAGUGACCUUGAAGUGACCGGCCAUAGGAGCGGCGUGUCGGUGUCACGGGAUCGAGUGUCCGAUUCGCAGACUUGUCGCGACUGCAGCCGUCUGAAGGUUGCAUGUCCGGUCUGCGUGACAGGAGUACAGCCCAUGUUUCUGCCUUGUACUGAACGAACAUUGUCAGCAGAGGGUCAGAUGUUGUCGAACUCUCGAUGCGUGUUAUCACUGCUAAAAUGCACAAAUAUGGGAGUCUCUGGAACACGAAGUUUUAACCUGGUCAAAGUACCUACGAAAAGGAAAGAGCAGAUGAAAUCUUCGGCAAUCAUAUCUAAUCAAAAUUAAAACUGCGAAUUAUCAUAUAAAAUGAGGGAGUAAAGAGUGCCUGAGAAGCUUCUUCUUGGAAGGUAGCCAUGUCACUGUCAUACUAACCUGCGUGAUGUGGUGUCGCGCGUAUUUCUGUUUUUCGGCCCUGAUUACCAAAUACCUUUACUUUUGGAGAAAAAGGCUGGACAUCAGUUCAUCUAUUAUGAUCGCUGAUGCAUACUAUAUCGAUAAGCGUAUUUCGCACAAUGAGCGUCACGCUUCACUCUGAAACCCAAUCUAGGGCUCAUCAUGUAGAAAUUUAAGGAGUUCCAGUUAAGUGCUAUCGGUAGGAUGCAUGUACUUUGGAGCGUUUACCUAGUACAGACGGUGGUAGUGUCCCUGCUUGUUAUGUUCGGAAGCAGAACUCCCUGUUGAGGCUUUCGAGGACAAAGUUACCUUUCUGAACGUUUAUUGGCCGAUGUGGGUGAUCGAUUGUCGCGGGCGGGGAGGUCCGACCUCGCGGCGCGGGUGGGACACAGUGUGACUUACGCGUCCAUCUAUUAGUUGUGAAUGGAGGUUGUACAGCAUCUACUUCGCACUGAAUGUUUCCAAACCCAUGGCUUACCGGUGGCCAGACAAUGCCAAGGCGAUUGGAGUUCUGCGUGAAUACAGUGUCCGACAAAACUAAAAUAUUCAUCUAUGCCCGCCAAACGCCACCUGGUCAGUAACUCCAAAGGCACUGGGUUUGAUUUUGGAAGGCUGACUCGGGUCUGGCGUGAAUUAAACCGGCAUGAGUGCGGCAUUGAGAAGGAGUCAUUUGUGUCCGGCUCUCAUUUCUGGGUAGGACGGAGUUGUUCCGUCAUUUGGCGAGCUUCCUGAAAAACCUUGAUUGUUAACAACUCGGGAUAAUUUAAAGCUAACAAUCGACGUGUUCGGGGCUCACAGAAUCGGGAGUUGCCAGCGAAGGCUACCGUGUGAAGAAGUUCUUGCUGUCUGGCCACCGUUAAAAUAGAGGACCGAAUCAUUCCGUCAGAGAGAGGGAGGGGAAUUCGCUUUAUUUUGAAAUUAUAAAUUCAAAAUUUUCAGCAAAUGUUGGCUUCAUUCACUAUAGGCAGCAAAUAAAUUAAUAGAUAAUUCCAGACUCAAAAAAGUUUAACACAAAAGUAACGAUUAUUAUGAGGACAGUUCAAGUCUUAGCUUCUGUAUUUCUAUCCUUCCACGCGUAAGAUAGCGCGCCAGGAAUGGCAAUACAGAAGCUCUAAAAGCCGAUUUGUGACAAGAUAUGAGUCGGAAGCCGCGUCUUAUCGGGCGGGAAUAAGAUAAGUAUGCAAGGAAUGGGCAACGUCAUCUAUAAUCCGACCGGCAAAUUGCUUGACCGUAUUUAAAUUUCGUUGUAGGAUAAUACCGACUAAGAAACGAUAAGAAACACCAGAGGUAGAACAAAGCAUUCGGAGGACUCGUUUCAAAAUUAAAAGAUAUUUUUUGAGCAAAGCUGGAAAAAUGACAGGAGAGCAGUAUAUGAUAAGAGGAAGAAUGCAGUCAUCGAUGAAUCGCCAGACUAAGGGUUGAGGUAUGUGGUAGGAACGUACACGACAAAUGUAAUAAAGAAGUCCACGAACUUAAGUAAAUAGGGACUCAAUAUGGAGGGAAAAUGAGAGAUUUGAUGACAACUUAACGCCAAGAUACCUGAAAGAGGAUACCUCGUUAGGAAGAAUGUCAGAGGAUUCAGGACUAGGAGAGGGCCGCAGUCGGAAAAUACACUGAACUGAUUUUUGGUUGUUCAUUAGGAGACCACUUUCCUCCGACCAUACUAGGACAUGGUUUACGCCAUCUUUUAGAGACUGGAAGUGUGUCUGAGUCCUGAGAGGAUGUCCAACAACCACAUCAUCAGCAUACUUGACCAAAAGACAGUCAUAAGGAGACCUUAGAUCGUCAGUGUGGAGGGAGAAAAGGUGAGGGGACAGAAUGGAACCUUGAAGAACUCCGCAUUCAUUGGGAAGGACCAAAGAUUUCCGUUUGCUAGAUUGGACAAAUUGAGUGCAGGAAGUAAAAUAAUCGCUAAGCCAAGAGACGACCCAGCCUGGAGAGGCACACGCGGAGGUUUUGGAAAGGAGAAGAGGGCGCGGGACGGUAUUGAAGGCGGAGGAGUAAUCAAGAAAGGUGCAUGCGUACUCGCGACAACUCUUGUCUAACUCCUUUAGAUCAUAAAGGGCCAGAAGUGCAACAGCAUCUAAAGUACUGCGUUUGGCUUUGUAUGCAAAUUGUAAAGGGUCGGAAAAACUGCAAGAAAAGGGCUUUAUAAUAUCUAGGGCAACUCUUUCAGCAAGCGUUAGUAGUGUGGAGUAGCGGACGAAAAGAUUUAUGACCAAAAUUAGCGGUUUUUUUAGGGAUGGGAGUGAUUCUCACUGUACGUCAGAUGUCCACCAGUGCGUCAAAUGUAUUUUUGUUUGAAUUGUGCUGAUUUCCCUGAGGGAUGGCUCCCCUAUUUAAUCUUACGCUCUCUCUUCCAUCCCCGAGUACUUAGGUAUUGUCAGAACCUAGUCAGAUUGGGCGAAGUGUCCGGUGUGGCGUAAAUUCCUCGAUCGUCGCGCGCGCAUAAGCACUCACGAUAGCUGGUCCGCCCGUAACGACACCGGAAGUCUUCGCACGUACAGCUGAUGCAUGACUGACGGAUGGCUUUAUGUGCACACCUUUGAACAGAGAGGUGCACACAAUGACUGCAUCUAUGGGGAAGGUAUGAGCAGGAACGCUGGGUAAUGUUUUACUGACCGUUGUUGUGUACGCACAUGACCAACUUGGUUCAUGUGGUGUCUGAACGUGCGGAUGCAGUGGGGGCAUUUAAGGAGUGAGUGGCAGGUGUUGAUUGGACCUCCAUGCAUUGAUUAUUUGGUCUUGAUGCAACGGACACGCAGCUAUCCAACUAGGCGCAUCUUGCAUUCAAUAUACAAACUAUAUUAUUGUUCAACACAUGAUCACCUAUAUAAGUACAUAUUUUGCUAACUGAAGCGAAAAUGCGGGUCCCGGGGGAUAAAUGAAAAGAAGAGGCGAUUUCGGGAGCAGCAGGUUUUUAACAGCCAGACGGUUCAAAAGCAAAAAAAGCAUCCAUCGUUAGAGGUACGUUCUGUACUGCGCCUCACAGUAUUUAUGGGUGCUGAGCAUGCCGACGUGCUGCCGUGCAGGAUGUGAUGAGGGGGAGGGGCAAGUUAAUCGCUGCCAUGCUGGUCGGUACUUUUCUCCCUCUCCUCGUCGGGCAGCUGUGUUGGGAUGGAAACGGUUACUGACCUCGUCUGCAUAGCCCGCAUUUGUUGUGCCUGACUCGUGUUUCUCGUUAUGUCCCCGUUUGCGUCUGCGCGUCAGGGGGUUCUGAGCCGUUGCUCGUGUCAAGGGCGAGAACUGUGUUCACUUCGGUUUGUGUUCCUGACAUCCUACCUUCGAUUCCGUUGAUUGAGCCGCACUCGUAAGGCCUGUUAAGCCACCAGAAGAAUUGUACAGCAGUUGAUGGGAGUUGGUACGGUGUGUCAGGCUUCGAGCGUUUGCCUGGCUGUCUGCUCGGUACCUCGACCUAGGUUUUCGGCGUUCUGGAAGGCAAAAAAUUGUUCAGAGGUGGCACAGUGUUCCGCCACCGGCGAGAGCUGGUCCAUUCUCCUCACUGCCCUUUCGUGCUCGCUCAUGCGUGUCUGUAGUCGUUUUCCGGUCUCUCCAACGUAGUUUACCUCACAGGAACUGCACAGGACACGGUAGACGACAUUCGCUGUUUCGUCUCGUGACAGAGGGGCCUUGGGUCUCAUGAUGAGAAGUCUUAUUGUCGCCUCAAGUCUGUGGGCAACGCUGAUUCCCAGUGGUUGUGAGAGACGAGCGACUGCUUCGGAUAGGUUCUCGAUAUACGGUAGUGCCCGCCACACUUUUGCAAGUGCAUAUAUAUAUGCACUCGAAAACGGGCAUCCCAAGAAAUUUAAUUGGAAAUAAGUUAGAUUCUUUGGAAACAAAGUAGCCCAGAAGUCUGACGACGAGCUGGAGAACCAUCUCGAAAAUUUACGCAAUGAAGGUUAUUUUGUUUUCAAAUAAUCUUACAUAUUUCCAAAUGUAUAUAUAUUUGUCAUGCUGCCUGAAAUGGAGUACUGAGUGCCUAUGGUGUUGGUGGCUGCAACAAUAAAUGCCACUUCCUAUUCUAAACCUGUGAAGAACACCACGUUCUUUUCGUCAGCCUUUUCUUCUGUCUUCCGGUGCGGUAAAAUGCAACCUGCAUGCAUCCUCCAUUGCGGCACUGACAGCUGCUGAACUACGUUCUGCUUCGGAGGCGAGAUCGACAGGAAGUAUUGGUGACAAAUGCGGCUGGGGCGCCGAAGGCCGGAUCAACCACGGUCUUUUCACCUCAACUAUAAGGCAGCGACUGCCACCACGCAGGAAGCCACCAGGUAAGCGACCACCAGGUAACUUCAAUACUCUUCUGUUGAACCUGCCUGCCCACAACUUCGACUUCAGCAAUCAACUGACCCAGCGACUGGAAGAUUCACAAGUUCCCAAUGAAAAAAGCCUCAGAGGAGACUCGCUGGUGUCAGAUGCGGGACGUUAUCCAUACCAUCGUCCUGGUUAUCCUCGAGCGGAUGCGUCGUCAACACAAGGACUGGCUUGACGACAACCAUGCAGGCAUCAGCAAACUGCUCGCCUUUACAAACAGGCUACAGGAUCCCCAUUGACCACCCGAUCGAUGCGAAUAAAGUGGCUGUUCAGAGAUGUCGCCACCUUGUGCGCAACGUCUGGAUGACUCGUAAUGCCGAAGUUCAGGGAUAUGCCGACCGGGAUAAAACGAAAAACUUCUUCGCUGUGAUCAAGGCGAUUUACGGUUCCCUAACAAAGGGAACCGGGACGCUUUUUGGCCUCAAUGGGUCAACGCUUCUGACUGAGAAGUCGCAGAUUCUGCAGCGCCGGGCCCAGUACUCAACCAUCCCUUCACAAUCUCCGAGGCCAACAUCGGCCGGCUCCCCAAAGCGGAAAUCAACGUCGCCCUGGAUCUCCCGUCUUCCCAGAAACCAUUCACGCCGUGCAACAACUCUCCUACAGGAAAGAACCAGACUCCGUUGCGAUUCCGGCUGAAAUUUACAAGUACGGGGUCACUAUUCCAGGAGAUGUGAGGCUAAGAAUAGGUUCCUCAGGAUUUCAAGGACGCAAUAAUCGGCCAUCAUUACAAGGGAGAAGGAAGCGGUAACUCUGUGAUAACCACAAAGGACUCUCAUAGCUUAACAUCAGCGGGAAGACCUUCGUUCGCCGUCACCUCAACCGGCUCAACGGUCGUCUAGAAUAAGAACUCCUACCGGAAAGCCAGUACAGUUUCCGACGAUAUUGCGGUACCACCGGAUGAUAUUCGUCGCCCGCCAGCUACAGGAGAAACACCGGGCGAUGAAGACCCGCUCUAACACCACCUUUGUCGAUUUGAAGAAAGCAAAAGUUCGGAUGAUCUGAGCAAUCCAGGCAAGACAGGUGAUAGCGCGCGCGCCAUGGACGAGACAGUCUCUGAAGCAUCCUCAAUAGCCAACGGAGUGAAGCAGGGCUACGUGCCCGCUCUCACCCUCUUCAGUCUCGCGUACUCUACCAUGUCGACGAAAGCCUGCAGUGGUGGGCACCCCGGGAUCUCCAUCACCUACAGGACCGAUGGCCAACUUCUCAAUAGCCGGCGAAUACAGGUCCCAACGUGUCUAUUCACGGCUACUGUUUAA